This is a messenger RNA of Tauraco erythrolophus (red-crested turaco), 1039 nucleotides long. Lineage: Eukaryota; Metazoa; Chordata; Aves; Musophagiformes; Musophagidae. The record is from RefSeq and is a predicted model, not a curated record.
AUGGUAAAACCCAACGGGAACGAUCCUGGGAGAGCUUCGGAGAGCGACUGGGAGAUGGAGCAGAUGGAUGGAUCCACCCCCGGCCACGGCGAUGGGCGACUCUUCGUCCAAGAAAGUCUCUACGUGUGUUCCUACUGCGAGAAACGCUUCCAGGAGCGGGCGGAGCUCGGGUCGGAGCUCGUUUGCCACCAGCGGUUGCAUGGAGAUGGGAAGACUUUGAGAUGCUGGGAGUGCGGGAAGGAGUUCGGGAAGAGCUCGGACCUCAGCUCCCAUCGGAAAAGCCACGUGGUGGAAAAACCCUACCAGUGCUUGACGUGCCAGAAGUUCUUCAGGGACAGGUCCACCCUCAUCCGGCACGAGAGGGUCCACACCGGGGAGAGACCCUACGGGUGCUCCGAGUGCGGGAAGAGGUUCACCCGCAGCUCCGACAUCGUCGUCCACCAACGGAUUCACACGGGGGAGAGACCCUACGCCUGCCGCCAGUGCGGGAAGACCUUCGCCCGGAGGUCGGAGCUCACCGUCCACCAGCAGACCCACACCGAGGAGAAACCCUACCGGUGCUCCCGCUGCGAAAAAUCCUUCCGCGGGAGGUACGGGCUCUUCCGGCACGAGCGGUCGCACACGGGGGAGAAACCCUACGAGUGCGGUGAGUGCGGGAAGAGCUUCGGGCAGAGCGGGGACCUCAUCACCCACCAACGCUUCCACACGGGAGAGAAGCCCUACCAGUGCUCCCAGUGCGGGAAGUUCUUCUGCAACAAAUCCAGCCUCGUUAAGCACCAGAAGUGGCAUUCCGGGGAGAAGCCCUACAAGUGCCACGAGUGCGGGAAGAGCUUCGGGCAGAGCUCGGACCUCAUCGCCCACCAGCGGACGCACAGCGGGGAGAAGCCCUACCCCUGCGCCCAGUGCGGGAAGAGGUUCACCAGGAAAUCCAGCCUCGUCGUCCACCAGCGGGGACACGGAGGACGGAGAAGUGGAGAACUCUCGAAACGUGGGAAGCGCUUGGAGGAAGACUCCAGCGCUGACACUCACGCGAGCACGG